AUGACUCACCCUUUGACUGCGUCGCCUUCUGUUGCAGCAGUUCGGAUGGAAAGCCGUCAGGCGCGUCUAGAUGCAGCAAUUGCAUUAUUUCGGUCUGAAGCGUCAGCGUCCGGCUACGUUGUUGAAGAAGUUCGAUUGCGGCUGCCGGUGCCGGACGUUGAUGUUCUGCCGAGGGUGGUGAUAGCACAGCAGAGUGCUUCUUCUACACCCCCACCCCCACCUUUCCCAAGGACAAAACAACAUCGGCCAUUGUACUCGUAUCCUCGCCGUACAUCUUUUCAACGAGAAUAUCCUCCAGUUCAGGAACAAAACCGGCCUUUUGUAAAUCCUACAAAACGUUCAUACGGGAUUCCAGGCCGAGCGAACACAGACCACAAUGGAAAAAUACGACAAGGGGGUGCAAACACGGGAUUCAAAAGGACAGUGUCAGGCUCGGUUAUCUUCCACCCAGUUCCGGCUAAGGCAAAUCCAUCUCCGCAACAUGGGACUGCAAUUACUCAAAAUGCUACCAAUCCGGCACAGAAGAAGGGACCGCUGAGCUCAAUUCCGUAUUUGCCAACAAAAGAUGGCAAGACGUUGCUUCAGCCAAGUGAUCAACAAGACCGACACUAUUGGAAAACCGUAAUUGGAGGAGAAAGGGGAAAGCAGAUUUUGCAAGCUGCGGAAAGUAUGCAACGUCUCCGCCAUGCUAAAACCGGAAAAAUAUAUGAAGAAGCUGAAAAGCCAGUUGCAAUGGACAUCAGUGAAUGUCCUGAGGAGAGAAAGGCUGAUGUAGCUAUGAAGCAGGAGCGAGCCGUCGUGGCCACAAGGGGUUCAGCGCAACCCAGAACGGAAAUAUACAAAACCACAAGAGGAGAGGGCACGCAUCACAUCAACGGGCACGACAUUCCCGAAAGUGAUGUUCAGCUCUUGCUGAGCAGUGCAGUAGACAUCUCCGCUCGAAAGAAACAAGCAGCAACCAACAUCAUCAUCAAAUCUGAACGUGAAUCUAUCCGUGAUCGAAAAUCAAAACCAUCCAAAACGAUUCUCGCGGAGGUGGGCAAACAAAAGAGGGUCAAAUCAACGUCCGUUUCCAAUGGAAAGCAUGGUUCGAGAAGGAGCAACUCUGAUCGAAGAGCAUCUGGAUCAUCGACAGCCAGGCCGUACAAAUGUACGAAAUGCCCGUCAUCGUUUGACCGUGAAGGCCAUCUCAGGGUGCAUAUCCUAGCUGUACAUGAAAAGAAACGGCCUUUUGUGUGCCAAGUGUGUGAUGCUUCCUUUGGGCACAGUUCUUCUUUGCUGCGGCAUGUGAGAACAGUGCAUCAGGCGUCACCUGCCGUAGGAUCCGGCAAGACAUGCAUGUCAUCAAGGAACAAUCUAUACAGUAGUGACUCAGCUACUACUAAGUCUGAAAUUAUAUGUGAUGAUGCUCAAGAUGAUAGCGAAAAGCACUUUCGUUGUAGCGCAUGUAGAAUGGCAUUCAAUAGGGUCGCGUUAUUGAAUCGGCAUGUUGCGGAAAAACACCCGCUGCAGACAUCCUUGUCAGAUACUGAGGAUAAUCUAACUAACCCGACGUGA
This is a messenger RNA of Chondrus crispus (carragheen), 1557 nucleotides long. RefSeq lists its product as hypothetical. Bases 1 to 1557 code for a protein of 518 amino acids. Gene Ontology annotation, cellular component: nucleus. NCBI's taxonomy places the organism in Eukaryota, Rhodophyta, Florideophyceae, Gigartinales, Gigartinaceae. The record is from RefSeq and is a predicted model, not a curated record. The transcript has a single exon.